This is a messenger RNA of Heterotrigona itama, 2700 nucleotides long. NCBI's taxonomy places the organism in Eukaryota, Metazoa, Arthropoda, Insecta, Hymenoptera, Apidae. The record is from the annotation of a GenBank genome assembly.
AUGGAAACUGUAAAAUUUAAUGUAAACUAUUGAAUCGAAUAAACAUGAUAUCGAAUAUCAUAUAUGAAUCGAAUAAACAUUUUUAAAUAAUACAUAUUCGUGUGUUUACGUAUAUAGCUUGUUAAUUUAUAUAAACUUAGCUGGACUAAGUAUGAAAUGAAAACAAAAUUAAGUUUUAAAUUUAGUUUUACUUUAAGUAUUAAGAUAAUAUCUAUUAAUGUUGAAAGAAAUUAAUUCACAGAUGAGGUGUUUGUGUAAGAAAAAUAGACAAACUUAACUUUAAAUGACCUAACCUUAAAGUUAAUUAAUUUCUGAUAUAUUAAUGAAAAAAGAUUAAUAAAAUAUUCAAUAUGGUAAUUAAAAUUGACAUUCAAUUUAAUUUUAAUUUUUUCAUGCAUUAUUAAUAUUUAAAUAUAAACAUCAAAAGAAAUGAAAUAAUUUAGUGACUUUAUUGUAUAUAUUUUGUAUAUAUUUUUGUAUAUAUAUUUACAUGUAGUCUAUGUAGUUGAUGUAGUAAUGUAUAUAGUAAUAUAUUUACAUGUAGUCUAUGUAGUUGAUGUAGUAAUGUAAUGUAAUAAUGAAAUAAGAAGUUACAGUAAAAAAAUAAUAAAUUUUCAGCAUGGCAGAGUAAAAGUUCGAACAACUGCUGAGCAGGAAGCAUUAAAGAAGAAGGAAAGGGCUGAAAAACUUUCACGUUAUAGAAUUGGCAUGAGCAUUGUGUUUAAAAAAAGGAAAGAUAAAAUUUAUGACGAAGAACUGAUGAUGGUUACUGAACGUAUGGUAUUACAAAAUCCAGAUAUCUAUACUUUAUGGAACAUUCGUAGAGAGGCAUUUACAAAUAAUGAUUGUUCAUUGUUGGAAUUAUAGGGAAUUUGUUGUACAAAAAGCAGGAAUUUCUCCUGAGGAAGAAUUUGAAUUUGCUACCUCAAAGAUUUUAAAUAAUUUCUCUAAUUAUUCUUCCUGGCAUUACAGGAGCCUACUGUUAUCAAAAAUGUUUCAUAAUUCUGACCAAAAUGAUAUUGAUGAAAAAAAGAAACAGGAAUUAGAUUUGGUAAUGAAUGCUACAUUCACAGAUCCUAACGAUUCUAGUGCUUGGUUCUACCAAAGAUGGUUAUUAAAUACUCAUGAAUGCCUUCCUAUACUUUCUCAAGUUUUAGUAAAAAGUGAUAAUGUGAUCCUUUUUACUAAUAAAAAUAUAUCAACUGAGUCAGUAUAUUUAAAAGUAAAUAAUGAAAAUGAAAAUGUGCAAUGGAAAUCCUUGCAACAAACAAAGAUUUCGAAAUUAUGGUUUGGAAAAUUAAAGAAACAGUUAAAUGAAACAAACAAUGUUCAGAUCGAAAUUAAAGGAACAUUUUAUCCUUUGUUUUACAUUAAUCAAAAGUGGAUAUAUAAAAAAAGAAAAUAUAAAUUUUGCUCUAAUAAAGAUCAAUUAUUAGAACAAUUAUCAAGUUAUAAACAGCUUAUAGAAAUGGAACCUAAUAAUAAAUGGGCUUAUUUAACCAGCAUUCUUUUAAUGAGGAAAAUUGAUUUUAUAAAAUUUUAUGAAAAUAUUUUAACAAAUUUGAAUGUUCUUGUUAAUAUUGAUUCUCUUCGAUCUAAUUACUAUAAGGAUUUACGAAGCAAAUAUAUAAUUGAGUACAAAAUAUAUGAAUUAUGGAAUGCAGAAGAAGAUCAGGAAAUAAAAACAGAAAUUGAUCUCUCUGGAUUAAACUUAACCACGCUUAAUAAUAAUGAACAUUUCAGUUUCUUUGAACAAAUAAAUCUCAGUGCAAAUUAUUUAUCAGAUUCAUUACAUCAACUAUUUAUAUUGCAAAGCUGUACAAAAUUGUCACUUUCGAGUAAUCAAGUGGAAAAUUUGAAGAAGUUUCCUACAUUGCAAAAUCUUGAAGUUUUAUUAUUAAGAAAUAAUAAGUUGAAUAAUUUAGAAGAAAUAUUACAAUUACUAACAAGACAUAAAUUGAAGUUAUUUGAUUUAAGAGAAAAUCCAAUUUGUAAUACUAAAGAAUUACAAACUAGUAUAGCGCAAAUCAGUCCAGACUUACAACUGUAUAUAUAGAAUAAUUUUCAUAAUAUAUAUAUAUAUUGAUAAUAGGAUGUUAUUGUAUGUAUGAAGUGCAGUAUAGGGCCAAUACAUAAAUAAAAAUCUAAAAUGAGAAACUUAUUAUCUCUUUUGUAGCAUUUACAUUUUUUCUUGUGUAUAACUGGUUUUCAAAUUUAAAUAAUUUUUGGUACAUUAUGUUUUCAAUUAUUAUUAAAGUAUAUGAAAAUAUUAUUAACCCUUUAACUCCCUGUCACGGUGUUGUAGCUAAAGCAAAUGCACGAUUGGUCAGUUUCAUUUAUGAAUGCUCCGCAGUCAAAGGGUUAAAAUAAGUACAACAAAAUAUAAAAUGUGUGACUAAAAUAUUUUAAUUAUUUUUUGUUCUAAAAAUAUUUAAGUUUUUAAUUCUUGUAACUACAUUAUGCUGUAAAUGUACAAAUUUUUAUUUUUAAAUGUAAUUUUCAUGAAUAAUACAUGUGUAUUAUAUGAAUAAUACACAUGUACAUACAUUUCCUUUUGAAAUUACAUUUAAAAUAUUUUGAAUGUUUCCUUGAUAAAUUUACUUUUCAUUCCCAAUUUAGUUUAAUUUAUUCUAUAUUGUUAAAUUGAUAUAUGUACCAAUAAAAAAAAAGAUAAACUGUUAAGAUCGCAGAUUCUUUUGC